GGGGGCUUCCAGAGACCUGGUGCACCAUGCUGGUGCAAAGCCCACAGAGAGGGAGGGGCUCACACCAAGGCGGCUGUGGGCCAGGCACAGUCAGCAGACCUGAGCUCAGAGCCUCUGACAAGCACUUGUGAGGCUUCCAAGAUAAAAUAUCCCAACACAGACAGAGCAAAACUCGCGACAGAUGCCAAAGCUGUCGCACCAUCUCCAGGCCAGAUGCCUUUGCCUUGAGUUGAGUCCAAAACGUGAACAAGUACAUUUCAGUCAAGUCUGAAUUACAGCACUGCCCCAAGACCCACCUGCUCCACCGGAUUUGUUAGUGCAGCAAGCCUCGUCCUCAUACUGCCUAAAGGGCAGGUUCCCCAACUCCACCCUCUGGCAGUCUUGACUUGUCGAGUCUACAGUGGGGCUCAGGAGUCCUGCACAAAUGUCCCUGCAGAUUCCUGGGGCAGGUGGUCCUGGAAACACCUGGAAGAAGGGCUCAGCUCCAGGGGAACAAGCAAGACCCUGCCCUUCUCCUGCUGUGGACAAGUCCCUUCCGUUGUAGGGCUGUCUCCCCACAGGGCCACUCUGCCAGGGUAAGGGGAUGGGGUGGCAAGCCCCACUUCUAGCAUGAUCAGUGGACACGAACUUCUGCCAGCCAGGCCUUACUUAGCAAGGUGGCUGGUUUCGCUCAGAGAAGGUGGGGCAGCCGCUGGCUACGGAGAGGGCAACGUUUGAACCAGGCCCUGAAGAACUGGUUUGGGGUCCGAAGGCGUCCCCAGGCGAGAGAACGCAGGCUACCAGACAAGACACGCAUGUGUUUGGGGGCUCCGGGCAGCACCAUUGCCUGGAGCUCGUGGGUCGGCGCCGGGCGACAGCGAAGCUUGAGCGUCGGAGUCUCGCUGGCCCUUUCCUUGCACCGAAGGGCAGUGAUGGCACGGGCGGCGUGCUCGGCGGGCAGGAGGUGCUUGUACACAGCGCCUCUUUGAUGAGCAGUGGGGCGAUACCAUCCAAGUCCCGUUUCACACUUCAGGGAGAUUAACCUGGGGGGGGGGACAGGUGGGAGAUGGAUGUUCGCAGCCUGGGAGAUGGAGGGUCUCCAGGUGGUGACACCGGGCAGCUGGAGAAGGGGCGUGGAAACAUCUAAAGGCACUCUCAGGAGGGCUGGGCAGUGUGAAAUGGGAUUCAUCCCAGCCCCGUGUGAUUCCUCAUCAGGGAGGAGGACGCCCACCAACACCUGCCACCCACCUGAGUGGUGCCAGCCCGAGAAGAUAAGGACAGGGUCCCUCGGGCUGGCGGGAGAGGCGCGUGGAAGUGGCACCUCCCGGUGCAGCAGGGAGCCGUGGAAGUGCUCGGUGCGGCGCAGAGCAGCUAACUUUGGGCGAGGACCCAGCCCCCGAGGACCCGCAGGCCUGGUAUGGGUAAUGGUGUGAAGGAAGGCUCGGUGGGUUUGCGUGAGGAUGCCAAGGCCGUGCUGUCCACGCCCGUCUCGUCAAAGGCUGACCACAGGCAAGUGCUCAGCUCCCUCCUGUCCGGGGCCCUGGCAGGCGCUCUUGCCAAGACAGCGGUAGCGCCCCUGGACCGAACCAAAAUCAUCUUCCAAGUGUCUUCAAAAAGAUUUUCUGCCAAGGAGGCCUUCCGGGUGCUCUACUACACCUACCUCAACGAGGGCUUCCUCAGCCUGUGGCGCGGGAACUCCGCCACCAUGGUGCGCGUGGUGCCCUACGCCGCCAUCCAGUUCAGCGCGCACGAGGAGUACAAGCGCGUCCUGGGCCGCUACUACGGCUUCCGCGGAGAAGCCCUGCCCCCGUGGCCUCGCCUUCUCGCCGGCGCGCUAGCCGGGACGACCGCCGCUUCGCUGACCUACCCCCUGGACCUGGUCAGGGCGAGAAUGGCCGUGACCCCAAAGGAAAUGUACAGCAACAUAUUUCAGGUCUUCAUCCGCAUCUCGCGAGAGGAGGGCCUGAAGACCCUCUACCACGGGUUUACGCCCACCAUGCUGGGGGUCAUUCCGUACGCCGGCCUGAGCUUCUUCACCUACGAGACGCUGAAGGGCCUGCACAGAGAGUACAGCGGCCGCCAGCAGCCCUACCCCUUCGAGCGCAUGAUCUUCGGCGCCUGCGCCGGCCUCAUCGGGCAGUCGGCCUCGUACCCGCUGGACGUGGUGCGGCGGCGCAUGCAGACGGCCGGCGUCACCGGCCACCCGCGCGCCUCCAUCGCGUGCACGCUGCGCACCAUCGUGCGGGAGGAGGGCGCGGUGCGCGGCCUCUACAAGGGCCUGAGCAUGAACUGGCUCAAGGGCCCCAUCGCCGUGGGCAUCAGCUUCACCACCUUCGACCUCAUGCAGAUCCUGCUGCGGCGCCUGCGGAGCUAGGGGCCCUGCGGCGGCGGCCGGCUGCUCUCGCGACGGGGACCCGCGACCCCUUCGGAUUUCUGAGCCCGCGGAGUGCGCUGUGCUCGGCUCCACCGCGGGAACCGCGUCAGGGGCUUUGUGGGACAAGCAGGCGGGCCAGGGGGCCGGGCUCGUAGCCCUUGAGUGUUGGGACGAUGGGCUCAGGGUCGCCGUGGCUGUCCUCUUCCUCCGCCCAGGUCUGCAGUGCCUCGGGAGGGGGGUGUCGCCCGGAGGCCCUGAGUCCGGAGCGGUCAGCCCGCCUCCUGGCCGUGUGCGUCCGCCAACGUGCUGCUGAUUCGAGUGUCCCUGUCCCCACGAGGCUCGGGGCCACACUCGCCCACCCCUUCUCGGUCUGACUGUGCCUGCGUGCCUGGCCUCCGGCCUGGGCGGGUGCCUGUCCCGGCGGCCGGACCCUGACCAGGGUGGGACAAGCCUCAUGCUCAGUUUGGCCACAGAUGCAGGGCUCCUUGCGCACUCAAGCCACCCUGCCUGUCCUGCCCUCCCGGAGGACAGGGACCCCUCCAACCCGAGAGCCUCCUGCUCAGAAACCGGCUUCUCCCGACAGCCCCUUCCUCGCCUCUGCCGUCAGCCUGGGGCCCCCAGCUGCCCACCCGGCGGUAACCUGCUCAGGAGGGUCACGCUUCCGCCUCACGGCAGGGUUUGAAGCACAGACCACGAGCCGGAACCACUUCAGGUGUGGGUCUGACCCGCGACCUGGCUAUAUCGGCUGACAUCAGAGCACCCGGCCGUGAAGCUCCUGCCGUCCCGGCUCCCCCACCUCAGCGGGCACUCAGCCGGGCACAGAGCAAUUGCAGGCCCACAAGGGUGUCUGAUCUCCGUGAACGGAGCACAGGUGGCUCGUGGCGUCGGCCCUCCCAGAGUGGGAGCCCGUGACAGUGGGUGGCCCGGCGUGGGCAGUGCGGGAGAGCAGAGGCACCCCGGGGAACCCCCCGGCUGGCUGGGCUCUCAGAGACGUCCCCAGGACUCCCAGGUACUGGGGACUCAGAAAUACCCAAUAAUGAUGUUUUGGGUUUCUCGGCUUUUUGUUUCGUCUUGUUCUUGAAAUUGGCCAACCCUGGGUUUAUUCACAUCAAACCCCUGACUGGUCCCAUCUGGUUCCCCGGCGACGGGGACCCCGAAGGUUGGUUUCCGUAGCUGACUCAGCCGCCACACUGUGUGCGUCCCCCCGCCCCCCCUUCCUGCCCUUCUGGCCAUGGCCCUGCGGGUGAGGACCCCUCUCUGGCCUCAUCCCCAGGGGCCCAGGCAGCCUGCGAUGGCCUGUCCUGUUGGGUGGGCAUCCGUUCCCCAGCACUAAGACUCGGCGGGAGGGGCCGGGGCACCCCUCACAGGGAGAUGGGGGGACCUGAGCCCCCCACCCCGGGAAGGUGAGGGCAGCAGGGGCUGGGGGUCCACCCCAGGCGGGUGAGACCAAACGGGGGGCUGGGGGGUGGCCUCCUCUGGGCCCCCGGCGAGGUGGGAGAGACGAGGGCUGGGAGGGCCCCAGUGUGCUUCCCCGAGGUGGCUCCUGGCUGGGUGGGCCGUGGCCGUGCCGUGCCCCAGCCCUGCACAUGGCCCGGCCGCUGGGGGCACCCGCCUCCCUGCUGAUCGCUGGUCCUGGUCUGGAGUUAUAUUUUCAUGCCAUGAAGACACUUUGUUUAUAUAUAAUGUUUAUAUAUUUUAAAGAUUUGUGCCAAGAGAGUAUAUUUAAUAAAAAUCGAAAUGAA
Molecule: messenger RNA, 4095 nt
Organism: Microcebus murinus (gray mouse lemur)
Lineage: Eukaryota; Metazoa; Chordata; Mammalia; Primates; Cheirogaleidae
Source: RefSeq, a predicted model, not a curated record